AUGGCAAACGAAGUCAAACUUCUCAGUGGCAGCAGCCACAUGGAACUGACCAACAAGGUCGCCAGCCGGCUCGGCAUCGAGGUCGCCAGGACCAUGUCGCUCAACUACUCGAACCAAGAGACGUCGGUCACAAUCGGAGAGUCGGUCCGCGACGAGGACGUCUUCAUCAUCCAGUCGACUGCGCCCGGUGAUAUCAACAACGGCUUGAUGGAGCUCCUGAUCAUGAUCCACGCCUGCCGGACAGCCAGUCCCAACUUCCCAUACGCAAGACAAGAUAAGAAAGACAAGUCACGAGCUCCCAUCAGUGCCAGGCUAGUAGCCAACAUGCUGCAAACGGCCGGUGCUAAUCGUAUGUCGCCAACCGACCGAGAUAUCCAAGCCCAAGGCCUCCCAUUGCUGACAAUAUGCGCCCUUGCAGACAUCGUUACUGUCGACCUCCAUGCUUCUCAGAUUCAAGGCUUCUUCAACGUCCCCGUCGACAAUCUCUACGCGGAACCCUCGUUCCUCCGGUACAUCAGGGAAAACCUCCAGGUAGACGAGUGCGUCAUCGUCUCACCCGAUGCCGGCGGUGCCAAGCGCGCGACCGCGAUCGCCGACCGCCUCAACAUCCCCUUCGCCCUCAUCCACAAGGAGCGGCCCCGUCCCAACGUCGUGGGCCGCAUGGUCCUCGUCGGCGACGUCAAGGACAAGGUCGCGAUCCUCGUCGAUGACAUGGCCGACACGUGCGGCACCCUCGCCAAGGCGGCGGCCGUUCUCAAGGAGAACGACGCCAAGAGCGUGCUGGCCCUCGUCACGCACGGCAUCCUGUCCGGCUCCGCCAUCGAGACCAUCAACAAGAGCUGCCUGACGCACCUUGUUGUUACCAACACCGUGCCGCUCGGUGACAAGAUCAACCAGUGCCCCAAGCUGCGUGUCAUUGAUCUCAGCCCGACCCUCGCCGAGGCUAUCCGCCGCACCCACAACGGCGAGUCCGUCUCGUACCUCUUCACCCACGCUCCCGUCUGA
Molecule: messenger RNA, 1005 nt
Organism: Thyridium curvatum
Lineage: Eukaryota; Fungi; Ascomycota; Sordariomycetes; Thyridiales; Thyridiaceae
Exons: 9
Coding region: 1-1005 (334 amino acids)
Biological process (GO): purine nucleotide biosynthetic process; ribonucleoside monophosphate biosynthetic process; 5-phosphoribose 1-diphosphate biosynthetic process
Cellular component (GO): cytoplasm; ribose phosphate diphosphokinase complex
Molecular function (GO): ribose phosphate diphosphokinase activity; magnesium ion binding
Source: RefSeq, a predicted model, not a curated record